This is a messenger RNA of Gavia stellata (red-throated loon), 3153 nucleotides long. It is a transcript of the gene RNGTT, whose product is annotated as RNA guanylyltransferase and 5'-phosphatase. The transcript is spliced from 16 exons. Lineage: Eukaryota; Metazoa; Chordata; Aves; Gaviiformes; Gaviidae. The coding region runs from base 1 to 1803 and encodes 600 amino acids. Gene Ontology annotation, biological process: protein dephosphorylation; 7-methylguanosine mRNA capping. Gene Ontology annotation, molecular function: mRNA 5'-triphosphate monophosphatase activity; mRNA guanylyltransferase activity; ATP binding. The record is from RefSeq and is a predicted model, not a curated record.
AUGUCCUACAACAAGAUCCCGCCGCGCUGGCUCCACUGCCCCAGGAGGGGGCAGCCCGUGGCAGGGAAGUUUUUACCUUUGAAGACAAUGUUAGGACCAAGAUAUGAUGAACAGGUUGCUGAAGAAAAUCGUUUUCACCCGAGUAUGUUAUCCAACUACUUAAAGAGUCUGAAGGUUAAAAUGGGUUUACUGGUAGACUUGACCAACACCACUAGAUUCUAUGAUAGGAAUGAUAUAGAGAAAGAGGGGAUUAAAUAUAUAAAGCUCCAGUGUAAAGGGCAUGGUGAGUGCCCUACACCUGAGAAUACAGAAACAUUUAUCCGUGUAUGUGAACACUUCAGUGAUAAGAAUCCCUCAGAGCUUAUAGGUGUCCAUUGCACACAUGGUUUCAACAGAACUGGAUUUCUGAUCUGUGCCUUUUUGGUCGAGAAGCUGGACUGGAGCAUUGAGGCUGCUGUGGCUACUUUUGCUCAGGCUAGACCACCAGGUAUUUAUAAAGGUGACUAUUUGAAGGAAUUAUUUCGUCGUUAUGGAGAUGAAGAUGAUGCACCAUCACCACCUGAGCUACCAGAAUGGUGCUUUGAUGAAGAUGAAGAGGAGGAUGAUGAUAAUGGUAAAACAGGAGGCCAAGAAUCAGAACCUGGGUCAUCAAGCUCUUCCUUUGGCAAGAGGAGAAAAGAACGUCUAAAACUGGGUGCAAUUUUCUUGGAGGGAAUAACAGUUAAAUGUGUGACCCAGGUGACAACACAACCAAAGUUAGGAGGAAUACAGCAAAAAUGUCAGCAGUUCUGUGGAUGGGAAGGGUCUGGAUUCCCUGGAGCGCAGCCUGUUUCCAUGGACAAGCAAAAUAUUAAAUUUUUGGAGCAGAAGCCAUACAAAGUUAGCUGGAAAGCAGACGGCACUCGGUACAUGAUGCUGAUUGAUGGCAAGAAUGAAGUUUAUAUGAUUGAUAGAGACAAUUCGAUUUUUCAUGUAUCUAAUCUGGAAUUUCCGUUUCGUAAAGAUCUUCGUACACAUCUAACAAACACUCUUCUGGAUGGGGAAAUGAUCAUCGACAAAGUUAAUGGACAGGUUGUCCCUCGGUACUUGAUAUAUGACAUUAUUAAGUUUAAUGGACAGCCUGUUGGAGACUGUGAUUUUAAUGUUCGACUUGCAUGUAUAGAGAAGGAGAUUAUAUUUCCACGACAUGAAAAGAUGAAGAAUGGUCUUAUCGACAAAGCACAGGAACCGUUCAGUGUUCGAAACAAGCCAUUUUUCGACAUCUACACCUCAAGAAAGCUCCUGGAAGGAAGCUUUGCCAGAGAAGUUAGCCAUGAAGUAGAUGGUCUGAUAUUUCAGCCUACAGGAAAAUACAAGCCUGGUCGAUGUGAUGAUAUUUUGAAAUGGAAGCCACCCAGCCUGAACUCCGUUGAUUUUCGUCUAAAGAUAACAAGAAUUGGUGGAGAGGGGCUACUCACCCAGAAUGUUGGUCUUCUUUAUGUUGGAAACUUUGACAGACCUUUUGCACAAAUUAAGGUGACAAAAGAGCUGAAACAGUAUGACAAUAAAAUUAUAGAGUGCAAGUUUGAGAACAACAGCUGGGUCUUCAUGAGACAGAGAAUAGACAAAAGCUUUCCAAAUGCCUACAGCACUGCCAUGGCUGUAUGCAACAGCAUCCAGAAUCCAGUCACAAAGGAGAUGCUGUUUGAGUUCAUUGACAGAUGUACAGCAGCUUCUCAAGGACAGACGCGGAAACACCACCUCGAUCCUGACACUGAACUCAUGCCACCCCCACCACCCAAAAGGCCACGUACCAUAACAUAAGGCCUUGGUCUCAGCGGAUAGCGUGUUUACAGUUCUGCGGAAGGUGAAACGCAAGUGUGAAGGCUGGGAAAAAAAAAAUCUGAAUUGCUGUAAAUACUUGGGUGUGGUUUUUUGAGUUGGGGGGGGUGUAGUUUUUUUUUUUUUUUCCAAAUUCUACAUACAAAUGGACGUUGUUUUGUAACUGAUAAAUUCAACCUUACCUUAUGGUAUUUGAAGAUGAAAUUUCCAAAGGUUUAGACAAGAACAAUACAAUGAAGUCAAUGGAAAGCUGCCUUGUUUAUAUAUGGAUCUCUUUUCACCUUUAAUUUAUAAUGUCAGCAAUCUGGAACUGAGAAAACAUUGGGAUGCUGUACUUUUUAGAGGCUGUGUUUAAAAAAAGCAGAAGUGUUUUUUUUAUUAUCGUUAUUCAACUGGUUGCGAUUUGUCACCCAUAGUAUAACUGAUCAUAGUUUCCCUGCAUUUCUGAGACUUGUGUUUAACAGCAAACAGCAAUGUUGUUUGUGCUCUGUGUUGGUUAAAAACUAAGCCGCCUUAGAUUUCACUAAUUUCAAAAUUAGCUGAGUUUUUGUUGUUGAAAUAUUAAAAAAGCAAAUCCUUCUUGUAAAUAGCAUUGCUUUGAAAGGAAAUGUGCUGAGUGUUUGGUUUUGUCCCCUGUUUGAACCUAACAUACCAAAUGUAUAGUGGUCUGAUUUUAGCUUUGCCUUUUUAAGUUUAUUUGUAGAUAAGGAAUACACCGAAUCCUUAGUAUUAAGGUCUCUGUUAAGAGACUGUUGCUAGUACAGGGCUUAGUUCUCCACAGUGAUACCAUUGUAAAUAUUACUAAAGAGUACACAUCACUGUGAUAUGCAAGAGUAAUAAGCACCGCUAGUCACGAUGUCUUAGAUCAGACACAAAAUGGCAAAAGAAACGCCAGACAACUCCUUUGUAACAGAGAAGGUAGUUUCAGUGGAGAGAGCCACAUCAGACCAAGUCUUCUGGUUUAGGUAAUUGCAGGGCAAAAAUAAGCCAUUUAGGGGGGUGGAUGAGUGUCCCAGGGAACAGGAUGCUCAUUUUCAAAGUGGGGGUCAGCUGUCCUGCGGCACUGUGCUUAUCCUCUGGCUGACUUUCUUUUAUACCAAAUGAAGAAGCACAUGAAUGCCCUGAUGGCUCUUGUUGCAGUGCACUGGCAGAUGUUCAUAGUAUUAGUUUUGAGAAACUGCAUUCUGGUUGUCUAAGGGAGGAGUUGUUCUGAUUAAUUGGAAACCAAAUGCAGAUUUUAAAGUUUACUGUACAUUUAUCAAGCAGGGAUCGAAUUGCCUCUUUCUGUAGUUUACUUAGUGUGUGUCAUCCAUUCAUUCAGCAAUCUGACUA